Molecule: messenger RNA, 1179 nt
Organism: Coffea arabica (coffee)
Lineage: Eukaryota; Viridiplantae; Streptophyta; Magnoliopsida; Gentianales; Rubiaceae
Product: polygalacturonase-like
Biological process (GO): carbohydrate metabolic process
Molecular function (GO): polygalacturonase activity
Source: RefSeq, a predicted model, not a curated record
AUGGCUAAAUGCAUUUCGAUUCUAUCAAUCCUUUUUCUCUCCAUUCUUUGCCAUUUCACUCCAAAUAUUGCAGCUAAUAAUGUGGUACAUUUUGGCGCACGGGGAGAUGGGAGAACAGACUCGACGUUGCCUUUCCUCCGGGCAUGGAUGUCAGCCUGCAGCUCAGCCAGGCCGGCAACAGUGUAUGUGCCCCGUAGAACUUUCUUGAUGAAAACUGUCACAUUUUCAGGCCCCUGCAGGAGCAGAAUUAGGUUUCAGAUAGAUGGAACCCUUGUUGCUCCAAACAAUCAUCGUGCACUCGGAAAUUCGGGCUUCUGGAUUUUGUUUCAUAAGGUCAGUAGGCUCACAAUCUAUGGUGGAACUGUGGAUGCUCGAGGAGCUGGUUUUUGGGCUUGCAGGAAGAAUGGCCGUAAUUGCCCAGCUGGAGCAAGGUCAAUAUCACUAAUUUGGUGUAACAAUGUACUGGUGAGCGGAUUGAAAUCGGUGAACAGCCAGACAAUGCAUAUGGCUAUAGGCCAUUGUAGCAAUGUGAAGAUACAGAAUGUGAAGAUCAUUGCCCCCAGUGGAAGCCCCAAUACAGAUGGCAUUCAUGUUGAAUCGUCAAUUGGUGUUUCAAUCCUGGACAGCAUGAUCAGAACGGGUGACGACUGUAUAUCAAUUGGCCCUGGCUCCAUGAACCUGUGGAUUUCAAGAAUUGGCUGUGGCCCUGGACAUGGAAUUAGUAUUGGUAGCUUGGGCAAUAGUUACAAUGAAGCAGGAGUGCAGAAUGUGACCGUAACUAACUCCAUUUUCACCAAAACUCAGAAUGGAGUGCGGGUAAAGUCAUGGGCAAGACCAAGUGGUGGCUACGCUAGAAAUCUUCACUUUCGAAAUUUGAUCAUGAGAAAUGUUGCCUAUCCCAUCAUCAUCGACCAAAAAUAUUGCCCAGAUAAUGUUUGCCCCCGUCAGGGGUCUGGAGUGAAGAUUAGUCAAGUAACGUACAGAAACAUAAAGGGCACAUCAGCAACCCAAGCAGCAGUAAAGUUCGAAUGCAGUUCCAGUAAUCCAUGUAGAGGAAUCACAUUACACGACAUAAAGCUUACUUACUCCAACCGAUUAUUUGACAGGCCAACGGUGGCUUAUUGUAGCAAUGCAAUGGGAACUCAUAGAGGCUCUGUCUUCCCAAAGAGUUGUUUCUAA